AUGGUUUCCACUUCGUCUGUUGCCGGCAUUGUUUCCGGCCGGAACCCGCUUGAAUACGUGCCGCUGUCGCCGUACACGCUAUUUUUGUUUCAGGCGGUGUUCAUUCUCUUUCUCUGCCAGCUUCUUCACUGGCCCAUGAGAAAGUUGCAACAACCAAAAGUCAUUGCUGAGGUUGUGACGGGGAUCUUGUUGGGCCCGACCGUUCUUGGCCGAAUUCCGAAUUUCACCGACACUUGUUUUCCCAAGGAAAGCAUCCCUGGAAUGACUUUAAUAGCCAAUGUGGGCAUCAUUUUGUUCUUGUUCAUUGUGGGGUUGGAAGUUGAUCUUCACUACAUCAAGAAGAACUUCAAAGUCGCUGUAUCGGUGGGGCUUAUUAACAUGGCCAUUCCUUUUGGCUUGGGCUGUGCCAUCUCUGUGGGCUUGUAUAAUGAGUACAGGUCAGACGAAACUAUGGCAUCGAUUGAGUUCACCACGUAUAUGGUGUUCGUUGCUGUGGCUUUGUGCAUCACUGCUUUCCCGGUUUUGGCUCGUAUUUUGGUUGAGUUGAAUCUCAUUGGCGAUAAAGUGGGCACCAUCGUGUUGGCCGCGGGCAUCAUGAACGACUUGACAGGCUGGAUCUUGCUUGCGUUGGUGGUGACCUUGAGUAACGCAGACAACGGCAUCAACACCCUUUACAUUUUGCUCUUGACGUUUGCAUGGUUCCUUCUUUUGGCCUACCCUGUACGCUUGGCUCUCAGAUGGUACUUGAGGAAGUUCACCAAUGAGUUGGCUACCGGUGAGCCAUCUCAGUUGCUGAUGGUUAUCAUCAUUGCCAUGGUGUUUGUGUCGUCCUUCUACACUGACAUUAUUGGCGUGCACCCUAUUUUUGGUGCGUUCAUGGUCGGUGUGUUGGUGCCUCGAGAUAACGGCUAUGUGAUUAAGAUCACAGAAAAGCUAGAGGAUAUGGUGCACAUUGUCAUGAUUCCGAUCUACUUCGCCUUGGCUGGUUUGAAUGUCAACUUGGGUGACCUCAAUAGAGGCAUCGAUUGGGCAUACGUGAUAGGCGUGAUUGUGUUGGCCAUGGUCGGCAAAGUUGCCGGUGGUUUAAUUGCUGCAAGGCUCAAUGGGCUUUUCUGGAGAGAGUCUCUCACAGUGGGCGUGUUGAUGUCGUGUAAAGGUAUUGUGGAGAUUGUCGUGUUGAAUGUGGGUUUGAAUGCUAACAUCAUAUCCAGAAGGGUCUAUUCAAUGUUCAUUGUCAUGACUUUGGUUACGACCUUUUUGACCACCCCAUUGACAUUGUUGUCUUAUCCUGUGAGCUACAGAGAGCUGGUGGCUCGUCACAGAGGCACACUCAACAAGGAUGUGGACUCCGAAGGUGAAUUGUUGGGCUCUGUGUCCGAUUUGUCUUUGGGCAAUAUGAGUCGCUUCAAGUUGACCAAUAUCCUUUUGUUGCUUCGCAAAAUCGACACGUUGCCACACGUUCUUGCCCUUUUGAAGGACUUGACAUUCGACGAUUUCGACUACAGUGUCAAGGCCAUUCACUUACGUGCGUUUUCCUCCAGAACUUCACAUUUGCUCGAGGCUUCAAGUGCCAAUCCCGAGGUGGUGGAGUCCACGCCGACUGACUUGACUCAUUCACAGUCAAUUCUUUCUAUCGUCAAGGCUUUCAGUAGCAUUUUGCAUGUCCAUUUCUCGUCCAAGUCCAUCUUAGCUCCUCAGAGGAAUUAUGCAACAACCAUAAAUGACCAGAUUACUGGGCCAUCAAAUUUACUUCUUACUUCAUACACUCUUAGAAGCGUUUUGGAUUUUACCGAAGAGGAGAACGACUUUGACAUGUCAUACCGUUAUCUCUACGACAACUGCGAAGGGCAUAUGGCCAUCUUGCUUACUACAGGCGCAACAAGGACAGAUAAGAAGUGCACAGUGAGAAUGAUUUUAGAUCAUGACAACUUGCUCAGCUCAAACGAUCUUCUUGGCUUAUACUUGGUCUCUCAGUUGGCCAAGGUGCAUACUGAGGUCCACAUUUAUGUCAAAUCUAGCAUGGGGGCUUCGAAUGAGUUGGAGAAGCAGUUUGACGAGUACAUCAAGUCUAGUGGUCCAGGCAUUGAUCUCACUAUAUCCUACUUCAAGGAGUUUUCUGACAUUGCUGGUGAAGUCAAGCACGAUCCUGCCCUGGCUGGCGAUGUUUUUGUGAUGUCUCACGAAUACUUGGACUCGGAGGUGAAGGACGAGUUGUUAAGGUUCGCGAUACGUGAGGAAGUUGAGCUUCUCGCGGUAAAAGCCGCCAACAACGUAGAGUAG
Candidozyma auris is the source of this 2280-nucleotide messenger RNA. RefSeq lists its product as uncharacterized. The record is from RefSeq and is a predicted model, not a curated record. The transcript has a single exon. Gene Ontology annotation, molecular function: antiporter activity. The coding region runs from base 1 to 2280 and encodes 759 amino acids. Gene Ontology annotation, biological process: proton transmembrane transport. Gene Ontology annotation, cellular component: membrane. NCBI's taxonomy places the organism in Eukaryota, Fungi, Ascomycota, Pichiomycetes, Serinales, Metschnikowiaceae.